Dioszegia hungarica is the source of this 2322-nucleotide messenger RNA. RefSeq lists its product as uncharacterized. Gene Ontology annotation, biological process: rRNA processing. NCBI's taxonomy places the organism in Eukaryota, Fungi, Basidiomycota, Tremellomycetes, Tremellales, Bulleribasidiaceae. Gene Ontology annotation, cellular component: nucleus. The coding region runs from base 1 to 2322 and encodes 773 amino acids. The record is from RefSeq and is a predicted model, not a curated record. The transcript has 9 exons.
AUGGAGGGCUCAUCUGGGAACGCUUCGGCGUCCAGCAUCUUCCCCUUGAUCACCUCACUCCCGCUCACCUCCCCCUCGCUUCUCGCCCUUCUCUCCCGGCACCGGCCCUUCUCUCGGCCCUCACUGUUGCCCUCGUCAGCUACCAGAUUCCUCGCUCGGAUCACCUCAUCCAUCCUGGCGAGAGAUACGCUAGCGGAAGAGAAGCACGCGGCGCUGCAUAUCGCCAAGGAGCUCGUGCUCCAGGACACGGAAGGUUGGGUGCUGGCAGGCUGGGGCAAGGAAUGGGUCGGGAGCACGCUCGGGGCGUUGAGCUCAGCAUCAAUGACUCUCAGUUCUGUCUCAGCGUACUUGAGCCUGCUCCAAACGCUCGUCUUGGCUUCACCACAAUCCCCGUCAUUCGAACGGGAGUCCAUUCACCCUAUCAUGGGCAAGCUAUCGACUACUCUGCUCAAGCUGCUCGACAGGGCAGCAAGUCAGGCGGAAGGCAACCAGGAUGUUCUCCAUGAUCUGCUUCAGACCACCCGGCUGAUCCUGGUGCACGCACCAGCCGCUUUCCGACCCGCCGUCAACACCCUUCGCGCCCUCCUCCUUCCUCUUAUCGUCUAUCAAUCGUCGUCGGUCCACAGCGACAUCAGAGACAGCGCCAUCAGCCUCUUGACGAUCCUAUACCAUACCCAGGGGAAAGCCCAGGUUGCGCAGGGCUGGCGAGCUGAGAUGGGCGAUGGGCUGCUGGGAGUCGGAGCGUGUCUGGACGCCAUUGUAGCGGAUGGCUGGCAGGGUGAUGCUCGAGCUGCGCAGACCGCUUUACCCCCUGGUCUUGCUCCAUUCCCGGCGGAUACCCCUUCUCGGUUGCCUGUCGCCCUUAUUAAACCUCCUAGUCAAACUACAUCGCGACCAGUCCCGGUGCCUAUUGCUCACAUCGUUCGCCUAGCGAUCAGAUGUCUCGACUUGACGUUGGACACUCCCACGGUCCCGUACAUCUCACCCCAGCAUCACGCCAACCUCGUUGCUUGUCUGCCCAGGAUCUGGACGAGUGGAAUGAUGCUCCUGGGGAAUGUGGCCACAGCCUGCGGUGAUCAUCUCCUGCCCCACCUUACCGACAUCCUCGACACCACUCUGCAUCUCGCUGAAAUCACCCCCGACACAUCUACUCAAAGCCACACCCAGCUUCUUCGCCUGCAUAACAUCUUCCUGGACAUCUUCCCCUCGGCGACUUGGUAUCCCGAGCAUCCGGCUCGGCUACUGAAGCUAUGUAUCUCCAAGCUAUCGCCUCUUCUUGAUUCGACUGCUCCUGUCAACACCUCGCUGGCUACGGCUAAUGGUGCGGGUGGAAAGAAGGGAAAGAAGCGAGCAAGGGGAGAGGAGGACGGGCUACUAGCUUCACUGGAAGGACGUGAGGGACGGCGGAUAGGUGUGGAGGGAGCGGUCGCUUUGGAGGCGUUGCAGCUGAUCUCCAAAGUACACCCAACACCGCUGUUGCCACCAUCACUGCUCAUGUUGUCGAUCCGCCUUCAUCUUGCACUUUACCUGUCCCUCCCGACUUUCGGCGCUCGACGAUUUGCAGACCCUGCAAUCCAGGUCCGAUUGAUCAGAUCGGUCCGGAUGGUCCUGCAGGAGGCGUGUCUUAUGGUGGAGGAAAGCGGGCACAGUCAAGGAUGGAAGAGUGUAGUGCUGAGCGUCUUGGAACCAAAUCAGGGCCGGCUAGCUCCCCUCCUUCACCCCCAACUUCCCGCCAUCUCCCGCCCCGCGCCUCCUCUCAGCUCUCUCCACUUUUUCACCGUCGAGUCGGAAGAAGAAGCCAUCAUCCGGGAAGAGCUCGGUCUGGGUACCGCAGCUUCUAUUUGUGAAGCUGCAGACGAGGAUGAAGGGAUGGAGGCGGAAGGCGCGGUGGAUACCGUCGUUGUGCCUGUUGCGCCAAACGAUGUCCGGGCGGGCAAGAAGGACGUGGCGGACGUCAACCUCCCAUCGCUCAAUCCUGGACAUACGGUCCUUCAGACACCAUCAGCGCCUCAGCCAGGUCACUACCCUCCGGCCCCGGCGCCCGCCCCCACAUCCGCGCCCGCACCGGUCUUGACUCCACAGGCUGUGCCAGCUGCUCAGGUUCAGGAAGCGAUCCCUGCGAAGGUCGAGGAGACAGGAAUGGGGAGUGAGGAAUUCAUCUCGUUUGAUACCAUCCCCGUCGAGGCGGGGCCCAGUCGGGUCAUCAAAAUCGACAACAAGAUGGACGUCGAUGAUGAUGGGAGCGAUCAUGAGAUCCCAGAUCUGGAUAGCGAGCUGAGUGGAUUUGAGGAUGACGACGAUGAUGACGAGGAGGAGGAGUAA